Molecule: messenger RNA, 2348 nt
Organism: Eufriesea mexicana
Lineage: Eukaryota; Metazoa; Arthropoda; Insecta; Hymenoptera; Apidae
Gene: Pkc98E
Product: Protein kinase C
Exons: 9
Coding region: 159-2348 (729 amino acids)
Biological process (GO): protein phosphorylation
Molecular function (GO): diacylglycerol-dependent serine/threonine kinase activity; ATP binding
Source: RefSeq, a predicted model, not a curated record
CGGUGAUCUACUUAACUCGGGUGGUUGACUCGAUUCUGUAUAACCUGAUCACACAAUUGAAGUGUCAGCUCGACGACAAGCGUGACAGCCCGUCGACUGUCUCGUCCGUCCUCUGUCCUUACUUUCUUCAUAAUAUUGUGUCGUGCAGUUGAUUCGCGAUGUUCACGGGGACAGUGAAGAUCAAAAUAUGCGAGGCAGUCGGACUAAGGGCGACGGACAAGCAACGCAAGUUUUGGCAGGAUGAACCUAUACUCGAUCCUUACGUUCAACUGGACGUCGACGAGAAUCAUCUUGAUCGUUCAUCUACCAAACCGAAAACUUUCGACCCUGUAUGGAACGAGUGUUUUACCCAUGAAGUCCAGGAUGCGGUAAUGCUCGGACUCACCGUCUUCCACGAUGCGGCAUUACCGCCAGAUUAUUUCGUCGCAAAUUGUAGUAUUCCUUUUGAGGAACUUGUCAGCAGGGAUGACAAGACUGCAGAUCUUUGGGUUGACCUUGAACCUCAAGGAAAAUUAAGAGUCAGGAUUGAUCUAAAGUGGAAUGAUCAAGAUCAACAAACAGGCUGUGGUACAGGUGAUGGAGAUGGCAUCGGAGGUAGGAGUGGUGGUAGCAUCACAGCGGGGAAGGAGCCCAGGAGGGAGUUCAAAGAACGACAGGGUUUGAACCGGCGGAGGGGUGCUAUGAGGCGUAAGGUUCAUCAAGUUAAUGGUCACAAAUUUAUGGCCACCUUCCUGAGGCAACCAACUUUCUGUUCUCACUGCCGUGAAUUCAUAUGGGGCUUGGGCAAGCAGGGCUAUCAGUGUCAAGUCUGUACAUGUGUAGUUCACAAGAGGUGUCAUAGGUCAGUUAUCACAAAAUGCCCAGGCAUGAGAGAUGAGUCAAGUCAAGAUACAGAAAGUCCACGUUUCAGUAUAGAUAUGCCACACCGUUUUGUUGUUCACAAUUAUAAAAGAUUUACGUUCUGUGACCAUUGUGGCUCACUCUUGUAUGGUUUAUUUAGACAAGGCUUACAAUGUGAAGCUUGUAAUAUUAAUGUUCACAAGAGAUGCCAGAAAAAUGUAGCAAAUAAUUGUGGUAUUAAUACUAAAGCUAUGGCUGAAAUUUUGAGUGCAAUGAAUAUAUCACCAGAUAAACAGAUAAAAACUCCAAAGAUUAAUUAUAGAACAACUACUUGUCAGUCUGGUCAACCACCUACAGCAAUAACUGUCACAGAUCCAAUACCAACGGAUAAUUCACAACCAGUUCAAAACACCGAAGAAACACUUGUUAUUGCUACAGAAAAUGCGGUACCUGCUAGUGAAAAUGAGAUUAGGAAAUUUGGAAUCGAAGAUUUUAAUUUCAUCAAAGUUCUUGGUAAAGGCAGUUUUGGGAAGGUGAUGUUAGUAGAACGAAAAACCAAUCCCGAUGAAGUUUACGCGGUAAAAAUUUUAAGAAAAGACGUGAUCAUACAAGACGACGAUGUAGAUUGCACCAUGACGGAAAAGAGGAUUUUAACACUUGCAGCAAAACAUCCUUUCCUUACAGCUAUUCAUAGUUGUUUCCAAACAAAUGAUCGUUUAUUUUUUGUUAUGGAGUAUGUAAAUGGAGGUGAUCUGAUGUUUCAUAUCCAAAGAGCUCGAAGAUUUGAUGAAGCAAGAGCACGCUUCUACGCUGCAGAAGUUACACUUGCGUUGCAGUUUCUACACAGGCAUCAUAUUAUUUAUCGAGAUCUUAAAUUAGACAAUAUAAUACUCGAUCACGAAGGUCACUGUAAAUUAGCAGAUUUUGGAAUGUGCAAAGAAGGUAUUAUUGAAGGAAAAACAACAACGACAACAUUUUGUGGUACUCCCGAUUAUAUUGCACCAGAAAUUCUUCAAGAAUUGCAAUAUGGUGCAAGCGUCGAUUGGUGGGCACUCGGUGUUUUAAUGUAUGAAAUGAUGGCUGGUCAGCCACCUUUCGAAGCUGAUAAUGAAGAAGAUCUAUUUGAAUCUAUUUCACGAGACGACGUGCUGUAUCCUAUCUGGAUUUCAAAAGAAGCAGUUUCUAUUUUAAAAGGAUUUAUGACAAAAAAUCCAGCUAAGAGAUUAGGUUGCGUUGCCGCUAAUGGCGGCGAGAACGCUAUAAGAGUCCAUCCAUUUUUUCAAGAGAUUGACUGGGAAGCACUUGAAGCACGUAAAGUGAAACCGCCAAUCAGACCAAAAACUAAAAGCAAAAAGGAUGUAAUGAACUUUGAUACGGAAUUUACAAAAGAAGAUCCAGUAUUGACGCCAGAGGAUCCUGAUGAAGUGAGCUACAUAAACCAAGAAGAAUUUCAAGGGUUCUCUUUCGUCAACAAAGACUUCAACCCAGCUAGGUUUGGAACACAAUAA